CCUCCACUUUGACCGUCCACCCUCUCUCUCCCUCCCCACCAAAACCAUAAAAAGAUUUUUUUGAGAGACACCCUUUCCGAAUAACAUACCCUGCUCCCAUUCUCGUCCCCUCUACUCUGAUUUCGCUCCUUCUCCUCUCUGUCUCUUGCUCUUUGCAUCUAAUUCUAUGCCACUGUGAUCUGUACGUUCGAAUAUCCCCGCGUUCUCAUCAGUCUAUUACCCGAUUCUCGCCGAUUCCUUUGCCUAGGGUUCUUCUGCAUCUCCUUAAGACAUACCCUUCUCUGUCUGUACGUCGUACGUCCUGUCUGUGUUCAGUCCAUAUCUGGGUGUUUCGCCGUGAUUUACCUUGGAGCUGGUGCUAAUUGAAUUAAUUGGCGAAUCUUUUUGGCAUACACGGAAAGCUGGUAGGCCAUGGAGCCAAAUGGGCAUAAGAGACCAGAAAGGGGGAAGGAACAUUUCGGGCGAGUAAAUGGUGGUGAUGUGUUAACAACACUUGAGGAUGAUCUUGAUCCAUGGACUGCAUGGGCUUAUAAGCCUCGUACCAUCUCACUGUUACUUAUUGGUGCAUGUUUCAUGAUUUGGGCAAGUGGAGCUCUUGAUCCUGAGAGCACUACAUCUGAUGAUCUGGUCACAUCUGUCAAAAGGGGAGUGUGGGCUAUGAUUGCAGUCUUUCUUGCCUACUGCUUGCUCCAGGCCCCUUCAACGGUUCUUAUUCGGCCACAUCCUGCAAUUUGGCGCUUAGUUCAUGGAAUGGCUGUUAUUUACCUGGUCACACUUACAUUUUUGCUCUUUCAGAAACGUGAUGAUGCCAGGCAAUUCAUGAAGUUUCUCCACCAUGACCUUGGAAUCGAACUUCCUGAAAGAUCAUAUGGUGCUGAUUGCCGCAUUUAUGUGCCUGAUCAUCCAACAAACAGGUUUAAGAAUCUCUAUGAUACAGUUUUUGAUGAGUUUGUGUUGGCUCAUAUCUUUGGAUGGUGGGGAAAAGCUAUUCUGAUACGUAAUCAGCCUCUUCUCUGGGUACUUUCGAUUGGAUUUGAGCUAUUGGAGUUCACCUUUCGGCACAUGUUACCAAAUUUCAACGAGUGCUGGUGGGACAGUAUUGUUCUUGAUAUUUUGAUAUGCAAUUGGUUUGGGAUCUGGGCAGGAAUGCAUACUGUACGUUAUUUUGAUGGAAAAACAUAUGAGUGGGUUGGUAUAAGCCGUCAACCUAAUAUCAUGGGCAAAGUCAAACGGACACUAGGGCAGUUCACACCAGCCCACUGGGACAAAGAUGAGUGGCAUCCGCUGCAGGGCCCUUGGCGUUUUGUUCAAGUUCUCAGUCUUUGCAUUGUCUUUUUGACGGUGGAGCUUAACACAUUCUUUCUUAAGUUUUGCCUUUGGAUUCCCCCUGGAAACCCAGUGAUUAUCUAUAGGCUGAUAUUAUGGUGGCUGAUUGCAAUACCAACAAUCCGGGAAUAUAAUUCAUAUCUCCAAGACCGGAAACCUGUGAAGAAGGUUGGAGCUUUCUGUUGGCUGUCACUGGCAAUAUGCAUAGUAGAACUUCUCAUCUGCAUCAAAUUUGGACAUGGAUUGUACCCAAAACAGAUGCCUGUAACGUUGGUGACCUUUUGGGCAUGUGUUGGAGUUGGACUUGUGGCAUUUCUGAUUGUUUGGUCGUGGAAUAUUCACACGACUCUCGACAGAAAGCGACGUUGAUUUCCCAUUUUCAUUCUUGGUUUGGGGUGCGAGCGAUCUUUGGUUUUAUUUUAAACCAAGUAUAUAACGAACUAGUUGAUUUUCUCCGAACGUGUAAAUGCAAUUUUCUCUAGGGGUAGCGAUUUUUUUUUCCCGUUGCAUCUUCAGAUUUCGAUCAAUUCUUUUAGUCUCCCGCCAUUGUAUUGUCGAUCUAUCUGCCCAAAAUUUUUUCUGUCGAAUUUUAUAAAACGUUCCCUCUUGUUUGUUUG
Molecule: messenger RNA, 1943 nt
Organism: Tarenaya hassleriana
Lineage: Eukaryota; Viridiplantae; Streptophyta; Magnoliopsida; Brassicales; Cleomaceae
Product: CDP-diacylglycerol--serine O-phosphatidyltransferase 1
Exons: 15
Coding region: 412-1695 (427 amino acids)
Biological process (GO): phosphatidylserine biosynthetic process
Molecular function (GO): L-serine-phosphatidylethanolamine phosphatidyltransferase activity
Source: RefSeq, a predicted model, not a curated record